Messenger RNA from Aspergillus terreus NIH2624, 324 nucleotides. It is a transcript of the gene psf2, whose product is annotated as DNA replication protein PSF2. The record is from RefSeq and is a predicted model, not a curated record. Gene Ontology annotation, cellular component: GINS complex; nucleus. The transcript is spliced from 2 exons. Bases 1 to 324 code for a protein of 107 amino acids. Gene Ontology annotation, biological process: double-strand break repair via break-induced replication; DNA replication. NCBI's taxonomy places the organism in Eukaryota, Fungi, Ascomycota, Eurotiomycetes, Eurotiales, Aspergillaceae.
AUGCUGCUGGACGCCGCCAGUGAUGACCUCGUGGAGCCGGAUCAGGUGCGACGACUGCUGAAGGAGCUGCGGGAAGUCCGCACGGCCAAGAUCCGUGCGGGUGUAGAUGUGUUGGACGCUGCCGCCACGGGUGGAGGCGGGGUCGCGCUGACGGGUGUUGGGGCGAUGGAGCUGGGUGAAGGGAGAGGCUUCAUCGCUGGGGUUGUGGAUGGAUUGAGAAAGAUUGGCGCGUCGAAGGAGCAAGCUCGGCGCGAACAGAUGGCCGAGGAAAUCGCUAAUGGCGGUUAUGAUGGCACGCAGGAUGACGACGACAUGGAAUUCUGA